GCUCGACUUGCUUUUUUUAUACUCAAUAGACUAUAAAUGGUAGUAUUGGAUGAAAAAAGCAAUUGAAUUGCUUGACAUUUUUCAUAUAAAAAGAGACAGCGUUUCAAAGGAUUUGUUACUUCAUUCAAACAAUAGUUCUUUCCUUUUUCAAAAAUGAAGUUUUCUCUUGUCUCCUCUUGUGUCGCUCUCGUUGUGAUGGCCAUGGCAGCCGAAGCUGCUCCUUCUGGCAAGAAGCUUACCAUUCCUUUGAGCAAAAACGAAAACUACAAGCCCAAUGCUAAGGCUGCUCUCGCCAAAGCAAAGGCCAAGUACCUCAAGCAUGUUAUUAACCCUCUUCACGGUGUUCCUUCCAAUGUCACUACAGAUGGUACUGGUACUGUUCCUGUCACUGACUACGGAAAUGAUGUUGAAUACUAUGGUGUUGUUGGUAUUGGUACUCCUGAACAAAAGUUCAAGUUGGAUUUCGAUACUGGUUCCAGUGAUCUCUGGGUUGCCUCUACCUUGUGUUCUUCUUGUACCAACCAAAACCGUUACAACCCCAGCAAAUCCAGCACCUACCAAGCUGAUGGUCGUUCUUGGUCUAUCUCUUACGGUGAUGGUUCUACUGCUAAUGGUAUUCUCGGUACUGACACUGUCAACUUGGGUGGUCUCAAGAUCCAAGAUCAAACAAUCGAGUUGGCCAGAAGAGAAUCUAGCUCUUUCUCCUCAGGUCCCAGCGAUGGUCUCUUGGGUCUCGGUUUCGACUCUAUCACUACUGUCAGUGGUAUCAAGACUCCUGUUGACAACUUGAUCAGCCAAGGUUUGAUCUCUUCCCCUGUCUUUGGUGUUUACCUCGGUAAGGCCUCCAAUGGCGGCGGUGGUGAAUAUGUCUUUGGUGGCUACGAUUCUUCUAAAUUCAGCGGUGCUUUGAAGACUGUCCCUGUCAGCAAGUCUCGAGGUUACUGGGGCAUUACUAUUGGCGGUCUCUCUGCUGGCGGUAGAACCGUCGCUAGAUCUUUCUCUGGUAUUCUCGACACUGGUACUACUCUUUUGCUCUUGACCGACUCUGUUGCUGAUGCUGUUGCUUCUGCCUAUGGUGCUACUGAAAACAGCGAUGGUACCUAUCUCAUUGACUGUGACACCUCUAGCUUCUCUCCUCUUGUCUUCACUAUUAACGGUGCCACUUUCAAGAUCCCUGCUUCUGACUUGGUCUUUGAAGAUGAUGGUAGCUACUGUUUCGCCUCCUUUGCCAAGGGUGGUCUCAGCUUUGCUAUUUUGGGUGAUACCUUCUUGAAGAACAACUAUGUUGUCUUUAACCAACAAGUUCCUAGCGUUCAAAUUGCUCAAAUCUAAUAACUUGUUUAUUCACUUAUUUAUUUGAUAAUGCGAUACAAUAAAACCGUAUUUGCCAUAUUUAAAAAAUGAUCAGGUCAAUUUUAUCCAGGUGGAAGAUGUGUAGGGUCAACGGUAUCAUUUGUUUCUUGUUCUUCUUCUGACAUUGCAUGCUUAGUUUGUGGUCCAAAAUGGUCAUGUAAAGGAGACCGAGGCAUUGCCAUAACACCUAGAAAAAAGGGGUUCGAGUUCAUGAGUAAAUAAGCAUUCUAUUUACCUGUUCUUGCUGCCUCAAUAAUCCCAAAAGGCUUGCAGAGUCGCAUAAAAGACGUAAUACGUUCUGGUUUGGCACAUAACUGAACAAUCACUGAAUCAGAAGAUACGUCCAGAAUUUUACCAUGAAACAAGCGUGUCAAUUCAGCAAGGGCACGUAAAUGAUGGAAUGUAUUUCGAAGUGUUAUGUUGGGAGAUUCCUAGAUAGAAC
This is a messenger RNA of Gilbertella persicaria, 1795 nucleotides long. RefSeq names its product extracellular aspartic proteinase. The record is from RefSeq and is a predicted model, not a curated record. The coding region runs from base 154 to 1332 and encodes 392 amino acids. The transcript has 2 exons. Gene Ontology annotation, biological process: proteolysis. Lineage: Eukaryota; Fungi; Mucoromycota; Mucoromycetes; Mucorales; Choanephoraceae. Gene Ontology annotation, molecular function: aspartic-type endopeptidase activity.